CAAAGCCUUGUCCUGUCGCUGGUCUGUUAGAGCGGAGGAAGCCUUCACACGCACGCACGCACGCAGAGUGUGGGCGUGACUGUGGUGCUUUUAUACUGGUCAUUCCAGCCGGGUUAAAAGAAGAAGCAAACAUCAAACUGCUGCAAACAUGCCGAUGUUCGUUGUGAAAACCAAUGUCAGCAAAGAUGCUGUGUCUCCGUCUCUGUUGUCAGAAGCCACGCAGGAACUGUCGAAAGCAAUGGGGAAACCUGUACAGUACAUCGCGGUGCACAUCGCUACGGAUCAGAUGAUGAUGUUUGGAGGAAAACCCGAUCCCUGCGCUCUGUGCUCUCUGCACAGCAUUGGGAAGAUCUCUGGGCAGGAGAACAAGGUGUAUUCCAAGCUGCUGUGCGGUCUGAUCAACAAGCACCUCGGCAUCUCUGUGGACAGGAUCUACAUUAAUUUUGUUGAGAUGGAUGCCAAAAAUGUGGGCUGGAGCAACUCCACGUUUGGUUGAAAGAGUAUUACUCUCAGAAGGACCAAGAUGACAAUCUUUCCAUUCCUGCUUACAGCGGCUGUACCAGAGCUUGUUAGUGUGAGGAUUCCCUGCUUAGAACUGGUGGAGUCCAAAGAGCCCACUGUGUUGCUUGCUUAGGCAUUGAAUAAAAUAAAAAGCAAUCAA
This is a messenger RNA of Polyodon spathula (Mississippi paddlefish), 661 nucleotides long. RefSeq names its product macrophage migration inhibitory factor-like. The coding region runs from base 149 to 496 and encodes 115 amino acids. The record is from RefSeq and is a predicted model, not a curated record. Lineage: Eukaryota; Metazoa; Chordata; Actinopteri; Acipenseriformes; Polyodontidae. The transcript is spliced from 3 exons. Gene Ontology annotation, molecular function: phenylpyruvate tautomerase activity; cytokine activity.